UCUGCCUGGACAAUGCGUUCAUUCAUAUUACAGAGAGGCGCGAAAGCCACCAGUUGUGAAAUAGCUCGUAAGCUAGAGAUUUUUCGGUUAACAGUUAGGCAGACUGUGCUUUGUUUUCUUCAUCUUCUGUUAGAGUGUUAAUUCUAAUGAGUUGAUAACUGGAUACGAGAUACUUAAGAGUGUGAAUUUUACUAAAAUGUUAGACUAAACAACUUUAUUCAGAAUGAAGAAAUUCGAAGUUACUAUUACAAGUGAUCGGCCAUCUACUCUACUACUUGAACUACCAUCAUUGGACGCGCAGGUUGUAGUGCGAUUUCAGAAUGGGAACUGUGAAGAAAAGGACAGAAACGUGUUAACGGCUGAGUUGAGAGUCGGUGAGCACCAAAUAAUUAGUGCCACUACGGAAGAAGAAAAGGAGUCUUCUGCGUCUUUAAGCACGAAGGGCCGAAAUAACCAAUUUACGGAUAGUUUCGCAGUAGACGUCCAUCGACCCACUGAAACUUCGACUUACGCUUCUGAGAACAACAAUUGCGUCUCGCAUGCUGUUACCCUGGAGAGCCCUAAAAAAGUGGAAGCAUCACAAUGUGAAGAUGACAUUCAACUCAAUGCCGCUAUUCCCGGUUUAUACGGGAGUUCAUCUCCUGAAAUCAUUAUCGCUACAGAGCCCCAGAAUCAGAAUUCAUUCUGGGUUGCGGUGCCAGCCACUCAGCAAGACGGGUCGAUUCUAAAACCAGCAGCGACAGGGAGCGCUAGCGAUGAGGAGAUCAUUGAUACCACAGAUGAUGAAGCCUUUGCGGCAGAGGAAGCGGAUAAUCUGACCAGUGCUAGUGGUAUGAAAGAAAAAUCCUACGCAGUUCUGGAGCCGAUCUCCAUGGCAGAAACGCCGCAUGAAGAAGACACGUCUGUUGUUGUUGAAAUGACGGCUGACAUCGGCGAGCAAUCGAAGACACGCAACUUGUCUCAAAGACGACUCUCACAAAGGCCACUACCAUCCUCUUUGCAGGCGGUACGCGUUGAACCCAGCGACAGUGAAGAAUCAGGCAGUGACGACUCCUUCGUUGGUAGAGGUUCGACAAGCAGUCAUCGCAAAGCAAAGGUUGGAGCCGCCAAGAAGUUUGUUAAGAAGCGGCUUGUCUAUUUUAGCUCGGAGGACUCAAAUGUCAGUGAUGAAGAAGAGAAAAAGCCCGAAAAAAAAACCCUAGGCAAAAGGGAAUUGCCAGAUCUCAACAGUCAGCUCGCGGUAGAGUCAAAUGAGCAGCGUAAUUCCUCCGCGGUACCUAAAACAAUUUCAAUGCUUGAGGUAAAACCCCAAGAAAAUCUUCAGGAAGAGGAGUUGUCUCGUCAAGAACAUUCUACCGUUCCUGAGACAGGUGUCCUCGCAACAACAAAAAGCGUACAGCUAAAGAUACCGAUCGCUUCGGCCGAUGAUUCACAUGAAGUAUUAUCACCCGAAAUAGAUGGCAUUGUCGAAGCCACAGAGCGAGAGCCAACAGUAGUUCCAGAGAAGGUCGCGGGAAACAGCAAUGAUUCGUCUGCUCUGCAACAUGACAGCGUUUUGGUUAAUAAAGAUGGCGAAGUUACCGAGAUCACACAGAGCGAUUUGUCUCCGCAUAGAAAACUUUGUCGGACACAGUUAGCCGAUGAUUCACAGGUUGGUACUUGGAUUCGAGAAACUUCAGGUGGUGACGAAAAGGAGGUUGAAGUUCCAAGCACAGAGGAACAGAGGGUGGCGGAUUUGGACGGGAAUUCUCAUCAAAAUUUUGAUGGAAAAAAUGAAAAAUCCCUGCAGGAGAAAGAAAACGAUGCAACCAGCAAACGCUCAUCACCUUCACAGAAGAAGGAAGAUUCGGCAUUAAAGGCUGCGGUGUUCAACAGAGGAUCGAGACUCUCUGUUGAUACGCAGGAAUCGUUGAAGUUGACAAUACUUAGUGAGUCGUUAAACAAAGAUAACGAUGAGCAGAUUGAGGAUGGUCCUAAAUGUGGUCCAAAUACAAGUUCAUCUAUCGGUGCAAAAGUUCCUAAUGAAAAUGUUCAGUCGAAUCUGUUCGAGUUACAAGCACCAGGCGUCAAUACUUGCGAUAAAGAUGUCGACGAAGCACCAUCUUCUGCCAGCGAAGAGGUAGACAUCAGUGCGGCGACAAUGUUGGAACGCCUUGAAAAGCUCAAGAACAGGAAAAGUGCAUGGGAACAGGCUAAAGAGGACCUACGGACUGAAGGACUCCUCAAUGACAGACGACCAGGUAAAGGUCGAAAGGAUAAGGGUCGGGCAAAAACGGGUAAUGACCAACGAAUGGUUUCUGUGGCAAAGUGGCUAGCCGAUAAUGAACCCGGUAUCGUCGAGGAAUACCGUGACUGCCUCACGACUCUCGUGGAAAUUAAUAACGACAGUGAGAACGAUGCCAAAAGAAAGUUAAAGCAUUCAACGAGCACCUCCAAAAUGGUUACCGAAACUGCAACCCGUAACAAUGAUACCCCGAUACCGACAAGCUGGAGUCGCUGUUCAUCGCCGGAAGUGGAAACCGUUUCUCAAAUAGAGCAAGUCACUCCUAUCACGGAACCUGAAACGCCAGUUGGGUCUCGUAAAAGAACCUCGUCCGAAAGUAACGGCGCUCCAGUCGCAAAGAAAAAGCGCGGGAGACCUCAGAAGGGCGCUAACAUAUCUGAUCCACUUAGCGAAAGUAACUCCCCCACUGUUGGCGAGGCGGUAGGGUCAAAAGAUAUCAGAACUAAGGUCGCUGAGAGAGCAACAAGAAAGUCCACUAGAAACGUUUCCACUGGAGCAUUCUCUAAAAAAAUGCCUGCAGAAAACGCUAUGAAGCAGAAGGCCACCGGCGUAGAAAAAAAUGGUGCAUUUCCAUUGCAGACAAGUAGUGCUGCUGUGACAGAUAUGCGCGUACCGGGACCUGUAUUAGUGAGUUCCCCCCAGAAGACUCCUAUCGUGUCAACAGUUAUUGCAUCUGCCACUGUGGUCCUUGUUUCCGAUACUGCACCACUGGAGCAGGUUACCGUAGGUUUGAUUACUGGAUCAUCCGUUGAAGAAACUCCUGUAGAUACGAAAUUUACGCCAUCAGAGUAUUCAACUAAUGUAUCUACGGUAGCAGGAACACUUUCAAGUAAUUUAACAACUACGAAAGACGCUAACAUGGUAGUCGAGACAUCGACUCCGGCAGCAGAAACAUCUGCUCAGCCUGCGAGUUCUGCUGCAGCAAACGAUAAGCAUAGACAUAGCAACCGCCAAAAAUCGUUAUACCAUAGUCAAGAACUGAAUAGCCAAAGUCCUUUCGAAAGUAUUCUUGAUCCAAGCCAGAAUCGAUAUGCACUUGGUGAAACGGCUCGCGAAGUUGCAAAUGUUAGUCGUACACCUAAAAGAAUCCCAAAGGAUGUUCGACGGGUGUUUCCACCUACUGCUAAAACACCCAGAUCAUCGAAAUCUGUAAUGACAGAACAACAUCAGGAUACGGCGAAAACUGGCUCCACAAGUACAAGUGCGUCUGAGCCAGACAACAUAAACACUAACGCUUCACCCACGACGCCUAAAUAUAUGACAGCUCGACCUUCCAUGGAACUUAUUUAUUCUUCGGAUGAUGAUGUUAUAACCGUUGCGUCUGCACGACGUUCGCCCAUGAUUACACGGCACUCGACUUCGACGCGUAAGUCUAGAAGGGAAGGCAAAGCGCUGACUGCGGCUGUGGUUACAAAACCGAUCGAUUCGACUCCCGAAAAAGAAGUUUUUGUCCCCGAAACGAUUGAGGACGGACCGCAGGACCCAGUCGAAGGUUCAGAAAACGAACAGGAAAAUGCUGUAUUGAAAGAGGCCAUUGUUGUACUAGAAAGCAGCGCUGUUGGCGUGAUUGAAGAGACCCCCCAGGGCGCUCCUAGUACGCAAAACACGACGAGAUCUAGACGAGCAGCUCGCGUCAGAUCGGAAGCACGUUUAAAGCGCGUGACGAAAAGCUUAUCAAGCUCGAAGCAGGACCCAACCCUGAGUCAAAGCGAUCCCUACGCAAGAGACACCAUAGAUAUGCGCACGCCAACAAGUGGAUGUGAGGGAAGUCCACCUGUUCCAAAAGCACAAGGCACUCGUGCACGUACAAGGACAAGCAAACAGGAUCUCGCUUCUGGACAUACCUCUACAACUGCCAACUUGACGAUGGGUCUAUUCAGCGAAGAAAUCAGUCCUCUACAGGAAACAGAGGAAAAUACCGAUGCUGCAAACACAGGCCAAAAUACAUUUAAACAACCCAAUCCGCCUCCGCAAAAAACGAAAGCGACGGAGAGAAAUCGUUUAUCUGAGGGGCAACCUGUCAUUCCGAUACGUGGUCGCUCUUCGGAAGCCAAGGGAAAACGGGCGCGUUUAUCCGAGGAUUCCAGCUCAUUAUUGUCCAAGAGGAGCCGCUCUACACCUGAAUUGCCAGAUCCUGAAUUAGAGAUGUCUAUAGCGGGAAGUACUACAAGCUCUGGGAGCACCUUGAGUGUUAAUAGAACCGCGAAACUCAGGGUAAUGUUCACUGGUAUCGAUAACGCGCCAAAGGAUAAACUAAGUGAACUCUCAGUAAAGACCACUGACAUUCCUAGUCAGUGUGGGCUUGUAGUGGCCGCAAAAUUUACUCGAACCGUAAAAAUGAUGUAUGCCGUUGCCAAAGGCGUUCCUGUCGUAAACCUGAACUGGGUGACUGAGUCUUACAAAGCAAAAAAACUUCUUGAUAUUUCACAGUUCAUGUUAGUUGAUAAGGCCGCUGAAAUGAGAUAUUCUUUCAAUUUGGUCGCUACCCUUCGGGUUGCGGCAGAGGAAAAGAUCUUCGACGGAUGGACGUUUUUCGUUACGAAAAGUUGUGUUCCUAAUCCCGAGCAAAUCAAGGAAAUGGUUUCAGGCUGCAAUGCGAAGGUGGUGAACAAAAAACCAACUAAGGCUGCUGAGCGCACUGCUAUCGUAACUUGUUCCAGCGAUAUAGCUUCCCUUGGUAAGAAAAAUGCAGUUCCGGUGGUCGGAGUAGAAUUCGUGUUAAAUGGAAUUCUUCAGCACCGAAUAGACUUUAAAAAAUACUCUGUUACUAAGUAAAUGCAUUCAUUCGCGCAUAGAGUGUUUUAGGAUUUGCACGACCGUAGCCGUCUGGCGGUAACGGGAAACAAUUAAACAAGUGUUGAAUUGACGCAUUUCGCGGUUUGUUUUGUUAAAACGGCUAUUUCGGUCAGCUGAAAUAACCUUGUAGCCAGUUUUGGGUUUAGUAACUACCCUGAACUAUAGAUAGAGCACAGUCCAGAGAUCGACUGACGAAAACACUGAUUUGUUUUCUCAUGUCACAUGCGUAAAGACUGUCUUGCAUUGAAAUUCUUCUCCUAAAUAUUCCUUCGAGGCUAAGAGAGGCUAAAACCUAGAAUACUCACAUUUACUAGCUCGUGCACUUUUCCUGCUUAAUUUCUGAGAUAAUUCAAUGAAAAUUUACAGCCUACGCUCACGCUUAAAAUUAAAAAAAAAAAAAAAGCAUAGCUAGUUUAUAACUUUCGUUACUCAAACAAUAUUUUUUAUAAUACCCAGUAAUCACGGAUGUACUGUGUCUACUCUAACUUUGAGCAAUUACCUGUGCCGCUUGAAGAUAGUGGACCUGCGGUUGCAAUUGAAGUGGCUUUUUAUCAAAUGUACUUUUAGUUGAAUCACACAGAUUGAUAUAAUAAACUAGCCAUUCAGCUUAGCUGUAAGAUGAAACAAACAUGGACAGAUAGUAAGAAUACAGUUGUGCUCUACAAAACUACUACUUAACG
Molecule: messenger RNA, 5760 nt
Organism: Varroa destructor (honeybee mite)
Lineage: Eukaryota; Metazoa; Arthropoda; Arachnida; Mesostigmata; Varroidae
Cellular component (GO): MLL3/4 complex
Source: RefSeq, a predicted model, not a curated record